AUGAUUCUAACUCGCAAAGCCCAUGCUCGCCAAGAGGAGUCAAAACUCAACCUGGCUUUGAGCGAACUAAAGGCUUCAAAGGAGUUGUGUGAUCAACUGUUGAGGGAGAGAGAUGACAAUGAGAAGGAAUUCUUAGACGUUUUAAAUUGUAAUAAGAAACUGAAAUGUGAAAUGGCUCAGUUACAUACUCAACACACUGAAGCCAUUGAGGCUCGGGAUAGGCUCCAAUUUGUUGUGGACGGAUUCAGUCAGUGUAGCAGUGAGUACGAACAAAAUUUAAAUGACAAAGCUCUUCUAGAACAUCAGCUACAUGAGGCCAAUAAUCAAAUUAGCCACCUUGAAAUGAUUAACCACAACAUCACGGCCAGUCUGAAUAACAGUCUAUUCAGCGAAUUGGUGUCAGCCCGUGCUUCUCAAUCACAACAUAUAGACAUGAAUCCAUUGACUAUAGACUUAACUUGUGAAAGUGAUUCAUGUCAUUCCUCAAGAACUCUUUGUUACAGUAACAAAAAACUAAAGAAGUAUAUUAAAAUAAAUAAAUUCAUAACAAAGACUAACAGAUUGGUGAAAAGACAAAAGUUUUUCAUAAAAAAUGUAAAAUUAAACAAAGAACGGUUCCGGCUUUUAAAUCAACUAAAUAUUUAUUCUAACAAAUUAAAUCAAAGGAAUAGGAAAUAUGAAACUGACACACAGAACUUACAACUAGAAAUAGACCACUUAACAGCCAAGUUGCACACAAUGACCAACAAAUACAGUGCAUCAGAAAAACAAAUGAGGGAAUACAUGUUGGCUAUGGAUGAGUUAGUGCGGUCACAGUCACAGGAAAACCCAUGUGAAAAAUGUGAUUCUAGUAAUGUGCUGCCUGCUUGUACUGUGCCAACGUGUGAUACCACCUUGCCUCAUGGUGCCAGUUUAGUGUUUCCUACCCAAUGUAACAGUAAUAAUAGUUGUAAUAACAGUGUUGUAAUCUUCAGUGAUGAGAUUGGAAAGAACUUAGGGUCUUUAUUAACAAAUAGUUACCCAGGACAAACAAUAAUAAAUCACUGUAUGCCCGGCUGUACUUUUACUAAAAUUUCUGAGAAAAUUAUUAAUUACAAUUUUGACAAAGAUUCUACCCUCAUUAUUAUUUGUGGUAAUAGAGGUAGUUUAAAUAAAAAUAGUUUAUCCAAAUUUCAUAGUUCAAUUACAGAACUUAAAUUAAAGCAGAUAAUUUUGUUUACAUUGCCUUACAGUAAUAGCUUGCCACAGGAAGAAAACAACCUUAGAUAUAAACUUAAUAUUGCAAUGUAUCAGUUAUGCAAUAAUUCAAAUAUUAAUAUUAAUAUUAUUGAUACCAACAAUUACGUUGGUAAAAAUGUAUAUAUGACGAAAGAUAGGUACUAUCUUUCUCGUUAUUAUUUAAGACGAAUAGCAGUGUCGCUAUCAUAUUUUAUUAAAAUAACAGCCAAGAACUUGGCUAAACAGGUUGCUCCUAUUGAGCAACCUUCUAGUAUUGACUUUAAUAAUGUAACAUUAAAUGUUGAUAUCUGUAAUAAUUUAAAUUAAAACGCAAGACAAUGGAGACAUCCUCUUGCAUAUUUAACAGUAAUAUCAAUCUGGUACACCAAAAUAUUCAAGGAUUUAUGAGUAAAGAAUUAGAAAUAGAAUUAUUUUUAAACUGUAAUAAUGUUGAUAUUUUGUGUAUUACUGAGCAUUGGCUGAAAUCACAUCAGCUAAUGUUCAAUUUUGGUAAUCAUCAGAUUGGUAGCUCGUUCAGCAGGGAGAACGCUAUACAUGGUGGUUCACUAAUUUUACUAAAUAAUAAACUUAAAUUUAAAGAACGCAAGGAUAUAGUUAGUUACUCUGUUGAACGUACUGUUGAAAUAGCCUGUGUGGAAUUAGAGCGGUUUAUUGUUUUAAGUGUGUAUAGACCACCUACUGGUUUGUAUGACUGUUUUGAAACAGUAUUAGAUGAAGUGUUAAAUAAACUCAGUAGUUCAAAUAAAUUCAUUAUUACUUGUGGCGAUUUUAAUGUAAAUUUGUUAGAAAAUUCUAGUUUAAGUACAAAAAUUGUAAGUUUAUUUGCCUCAUUUAACCUCACGAACCUGUUUCUGGAGCCCACUAGGAUAACUCCUACUAGUGCCACUUGCCUAGAUAAUAUUUAUACUGAUAUUGUACCAACUAAUAAACAAAUUAUAUCAUUGCUUGAUUCAGAUCAUUGUGGACAAUUAAUUUCAAUAACAAAUAAAGUAAAUAAAGUGUCGAAACCACAUAUUAUUGUUAACCCAAAGACUGAAAGACGCAUUGAAACUUUCAAAUCUAAACUCACUGACAAAAUACCUUUAUUAUUAAGGAAUAAAAAUUCUAAUAACUUGUGUGAUGAAUUUUUUAACAUUUACCAUACCGAGUUUAAGUCCACCUUCACACCUAAAACCAUACCAGCUCAUGGCAAUGCGUCUUUCAAUCAAUGGGCAACUACUGGUAUCUAUAAGAGUAGGAAACGCCUAUAUGAGCUUUAUAACGAGAGGACAUAUAUUAAUACAACUGAAUUUAGUGAAUAUGUAAAGAAAUAUUCUAAAUUAUUUAAAAAAGUUUGCUCAAUUGCAAAAUCGUUAUACUUGAGCUCUAAAAUAAAAAACAGUGACAAUGUAAUUAAAGCGACCUGGAGUAUUAUUAACAGUGAAACAGGGAGGUCUAAAGAGAAGAGUAGUGAAUUUAGUCUUAUAAUUGAUAAUAAUGUAAUUAAAUCGGAUGCAGAAGUCGCAGCUGCAUUUGAAAACUUCUUUUCGGACGUUCCUGUAUCCACUACUAAGUCUUUGAACUCAUCUCCCACAGUUGCAGAAUCUUUACUAAAAGAAAAUGUUGCAGCUUGCAAUUUAGGCUUCUCUUUCGAACACAUAGAUUAUACAGAUAUUGUCAAAACGUUCCAUACCUUGAACAAGAAAAAGACUGCAGAUCUGUGGGGUAAUUCUGUGUACAUUACCGGCUCUGUAAUAGAUAUUGUAGCACCCGUAUUAGCUCUAAUCUUUAAUAACUGUGUCGAUCGUGGUGUGUUUCCUGAUCUCAUGAAGAAUAGUAAAAUAACUCCGUUAUUUAAAUCGGGUAGUACUUCUGACCCCACUAACUUUAGACCUAUUUCAGUACUACCUACAUUCAGUAAAAUUUUUGAAAAAAUUAUUCUAUAUCAGUUGCAAAGAUUCUUUAAUAGAAAUAAAUUAUUACAUGGAAACCAGUUUGGUUUUACAAGGGGUCGUUCAACAACUGAUGCCGGUGUUGAACUUCUUAAUAACAUUUAUGAUGCAUGGGAGGACUCGGCCGACGCAUUGGGUAUUUUUGUGACUUAUCCAAGGCGUUCGAUUGUGUCUCUCAUGAAACACUGAUCAGGAAGCUAUCCCAUUAUGGAAUACGGGGCAGCUCUCUGGAUCUUCUUAUUUCAUACUUGAGUGAUAGGAUUCAGAGAGUCGACAUUAACGGAAAAGUUUCCUCCGGGUCUAUUGUUAGGAUGGGUGUUCCGCAGGGGUCAAUUCUCGGCCCGUUUCUCUUUCUUAUUUAUAUUAAUGAUUUACCUUACCUUGUGAAGGAUAACCAUGGGAUAGUACUGUUUGCUGAUGAUACAUCUUUAUUGUUUAAACUCAAACGUGGACAAUUAGUCAGUGAUCAUGUAAAUAGUGCUCUCUCAAAAAUAGUACGCUGGUUUAGUGCCAAUAAUUUAUUACUUAAUGAAUCAAAAACUAAAUGCAUUAAAUUCACAACACCAAAUGUUAGACAUGUGAAAACCAGCGUGCUAAUCAAGGGCGAGGAGUUGGACCCUGUAGAUUCAACUGUCUUUUUAGGUAUAACUCUGGACGCUAAGCUACAGUGGGCUCCACACGUAGAUAAGUUGUCGAAAAGACUCAGCUCUGCAGCAUAUGCCGUUAAAAAAAUUAGAAAUUUGACCGAUGUAAAUACAGCGCGAUUAGUAUACUUUAGUUAUUUUCAUAGUAUCAUGUCAUAUGGUAUCCUCCUGUGGGGAAAUGCUACUGACAUUCAGUCUGUCUUUGUGCUGCAGAAAAGAGCCAUUCGAUCAAUUUAUAAUCUUAGUCCGAGGCACUCUCUUAGGGAACUAUUUAAAGAAAUUAAUAUAUUGACUGUUCCUUCUCAAUACAUUUAUGAAAAUGUAGUGUAUGCUCACAAAAACAUUAAUUUAUUCAAAAAGUAUUGUGAUAUACAUAAUAUAAACACUAGAAGUAAAAACAAAUAUAUUGUUCCCACUACUAGACUUAAGAAAAUAAGUGGUUCAUUCAGAUGUCAAUGCAUACGCUUUUACAAUAAAAUUCCCAGCGAUAUUCAAAGUUUGAGCCUGAAUAAAUUUAAAAAUGUUAUUAAAGAAAAACUGUAUAGUAAAGCUUUUUAUAAAAUUAAAGACUACUUAGAUGAUAGUCAGGCUUGGGAGUGAGCCGCUAUAAUGUCCACACAGGUCAUGUUGACAUGUUUGUAACACAAGUUACAUUUUUAUACAAUUUGACAUGAUAUACAUUAAUAUCAUUCGAUAUUUUUUUUGUUUUCACAUAUUAUUUUUAAAAUUGUUAGUUUGAGGACCGUGCGAGAGUUUGCCUAGUCAUUUCACUUUUAGUUAAUUAUAUUCUGACAGUGUGAGCAUUUGUGAGACCUACCCAAAUGUUCUUUUGGUAGGUAUUGUUCGUCGGAUCAUUCAGCAACAGCCGUCAGCUGAGCUCAUUGUAAACUGACACAUGCGUGCUGCCAUCUGAACAGGUCCGCUCAAACUGCUGUGGUUCUUUCCUCAAAAGACCACUACAGAAUAAACUUGCACGGUUCUCCGACAUCUUUAAUUGAUUUUGUCUGGACUUUAAAAGAGACUAUGACCUCUGAGUUUGUUUCGGCAUUUCUUCUCAGAGUAGUCGGAUAGGAAAUGCCGGCCUCAUCUAGCUAUUUGAAAUAUUGACGUGUAAAAGUGUUAUUUUAUAAUCUAUUUACAGAAAUAAAUAUCAUUUAUCAUUUA
Molecule: messenger RNA, 4978 nt
Organism: Spodoptera frugiperda (fall armyworm)
Lineage: Eukaryota; Metazoa; Arthropoda; Insecta; Lepidoptera; Noctuidae
Exons: 2
Coding region: 1-1545 (514 amino acids)
Source: RefSeq, a predicted model, not a curated record